GAAACUACUAUGAUGGGCGAUGGCGGUAGCGGUGGGAGUAGACGUGACCCGCCCUCAUCACGCAGUAAUAUUUACAAAGAUGAGUCGAAAAAGUUACAAUCUGCAUCUCUACGUUCGCAUAACAAUAUAUCAAGCCAGCACCAGCCCUGGUUUGUUCGUAUGUCAAAAGCAAAAAUAUGUCCGGCGACCUGAAUGGUGGAGCGCACAAAUAUAAAGUAUAACUUAAUAAUUUUUCGUCCGAAAGAAAAAGACCCUAACAUUUUUUUAGGAAUGCGAAAAAAAAUGCGAAGGAGCCUUUUUCUAUAUGUGUGUGCUCUCAUUACAUACAUACUUAACUUUACUGUGUAGGAGUUGAGCUGUAAAUGAACGAGUCACAAAGACAGAAGUCUUCUUCCUUUGGCAACAAUAAUAGAACAGGUUCAGAGUCAUAUUACAGUCGAGAGGGCAACAACAAGCGGGACAACCGAGACCGAGAUAGUCGACGUGAAAAUCGCGACAAUGUGCGGGAAUACAAAGAAGAAAAAGAAAGAGAUUCAAGAGACGGUCGCUACACAAAGGACUACAGCCGUUAUGAGUACAAGAAUGAUCGCUCCAGACCAAGAGAAUAUCAAAACGAAUAUAAGCGUGAACGUGACAAUUAUGACAAUCGUCCACGACCUCCUCGAGAAGAUGAACGCUACCGUCCCUCUUCAUCGUCGUACAAAAACAGUCGCUAUAGCGGCAAUGGUCGGGAUGAGCGCCCUAGAUAUGAUUCUUUUACAUCAAAUGCAGCAUCUUCCUCUUAUCGUCAGCAUCAUCAGAAUCGACAUAUCGAGCAUUAUGAUCGCUCGGGCGGUGGUCGCCAUCGUCGUCGAAGUAAUUCACUCUCACCUUCACCAACAUCAACGUCGCAACGUAAUUAUAGUAAACGUUCAACACACGAUGACAAAUCGGGUCAUCGCACGCGAUCCCGGUCACGUUCCGUUACACCGGUACGUCCUGAUUCGCGUGAACGCGAACGUGGGGGAGUUCCAUUGGAAAAGGCUCGUCUAUCAGCACUAGAAAUGGAACGUAAAAUUCAGUCAACUAGUCGAUCAUCUCAAGAUAAAGAACUGCAGCCAUCCCAAACCGGUGCACGCAGUACAGAAGCAUUAUUAUCUCUGCCCUUGAAUGAAACUGCACCAAAGCAGCCAAAUGUGAUUGCCGUUGCACCAGUUGCCACUUGCUCAAAAAGUAGUGGCAGUGAACCAGCCGUCAUUCACCUACCAAGUUACUACAAUCCGAAUGUUAUAAAUCCGAACAAAUAUGCUGAGCAAGUACAAAAACGCAAACUACUUUGGGGUGCAAAGAAAGUUGAAGAUACUGCAGCUAAAUGGGGCAAUGCACAAUUUUCACAAGAUUCUGACGGCAAGGUGGCGUCUAAAUUUAUGCGUCUAAUGGGCAUUAAAGGCGCUGCGCAGCCGAAGAGCGACGGGGAGGAAGUUGAGCAGAAAGCCACACCGUCCGUGGCUCCCGACGUUAAAACAAGGGAAGUAAUGUUCUCAAACAUGGAGCAACAGUAUGAAGUGGCACGUCAAGCUACCCAUACCAUGCGGGGGGUAGGACUAGGUUUCAGCUCACAAGCACGCCCAUUUUGAACACAUGCAUGCCAAGUUUUGGACAUAUAACUCUUAACUAUUUGAUUCCUAUGUGGAAUUAAUGUUUCACUUCAUAUUUUAUGAGUUCUUGUUUCUGAUCUUGUGUAUAUAUGAACAAGGAUUGACAUGUUAAAUAAAGAAUAAAGCUGUAGAAUAUGUAAACUUUGUUUCAAUAUUCGA
Ceratitis capitata (Mediterranean fruit fly) is the source of this 1796-nucleotide messenger RNA. RefSeq names its product arginine/serine-rich coiled-coil protein 2. The coding region runs from base 363 to 1616 and encodes 417 amino acids. The transcript has 4 exons. Lineage: Eukaryota; Metazoa; Arthropoda; Insecta; Diptera; Tephritidae. The record is from RefSeq and is a predicted model, not a curated record.